UUUUUUUAGUUGAGAAGGGCAGAAUCAGUCUUUGUUCACUGUCCUUCACUUUCUUGUUUUAAUCUUUCCCCCGUUGUCAACAUGGUCACAUGGUGGCGGCACUUCCUUCAGCUGUUUGUGCCGUUAUCUCGCCCCGAGCUUCAUCUCCAUGGCUACUGAGUUUCUCACAUCUCCUUGGCUGUCAGCUGGUGUCAUGUUUUCCUCCUGUUGUCUGUGAGCAGUGCUACCACGUCCCCUACCUCUCACUGAACAUGUUCCUGGGAGGACAUCAGCGGGACAGAGACUCGGCCACCGCCUACAGAACGAGCGUGGAGAUGAUGGCGAUGCUGCUGAUGUCGGUGAUUCAGGGACAAGUCGUGUCUUUGUACAACACUGAGAAGCAGGAGGCCUGUGAGCAUCUGGACCAGGUCCAUCAGACACCUGACAGCUCAUCAGCACCACAAACUGCCUCUCUGCAUGAAACGCAAAAGGCUUUCCUGACCUCAGCUGGAGUCACUGGUGGCUUGUUCCUCCUCAGCAGCCUGGUUCUGUUCUUCGGUGUGAGGGAGCAGCGGCAUGACUCAGUCCGACCUGACACUUACCGUCCUGAAGAUGGAACACGGCCGUCCCUUCUGAGCUGCCUAAAGAUGCUCAUACGUCACGUUCCUUACCAGCGUCUUGUGAUCAGCUUUGUCUUUAGUGUUCUUGCUUUUCAGAUGUCUUUGGGUAACUUUGCAUUGUUUUGCAGUCAUGCAGCUGGACUGGGAGCUCAUUUUCAGCUCCUCUUGCUGGUCCUAUUGAUAUCUGCUUCAGUCGCAGUUCCACUGUGGCAAUUUGUCCUUCUGAAAAUUGGAAAAAAGCCCACAGUUUUCAUUGGAUUUUCACUCUUCAUCCCAGCAGCGAUCACAGUUGCCUGCGUUCCCAGCAACCUCCCAGUCUUCAUCACCGCGUGCAUUCUGAUGGGAUUCAGUCUGGCGACCCUGUUCCUGCUGCCUUGGUCAAUGCUCCCAGAUGUGAUAGAUGACUUUGCCUUGAGACAUCCUUCGUUUAAAGACAUAGACCCUCUGUUUAUCUCUGGUUAUGCCUUCUGCAACAAGCUGGCUGGAGGCCUUUCUGUGGGACUUUCAACGAUGAUAUUACAGAUUGCAGGUUACAAAACAGGCGCGUGUAACCAUGGCGGUGAAGUGGUGACGGCACUGACUGUGCUGUUCUCACCCGUUCCCGUCGCACUUCUGCUGAUAGGGAUGGGAAUCUUUCACACCUACCCGAUCAAUGAGAGGAAAGGCUUACGGCUAGAGGAGCAAAACGAAAGAGCCUCCUCCUCAUCAUCACCAGACCAGAGAGAGCACUCAGAACAGCCAACAAGUUCUCGACGGUCCCGUGUUGAUGACCCAGAGCCCAACAGAUUUCACAGGUGUGAACUAUCCCCAUGCUGUCAGUGCUCAGUCAGGCCAUCCUCUUCCUCAGCCGCAUCAAACAACCCUGAUGGAAAUUACAGCAGGAAGGCAUCACCAGUUCAGUUACAAGUAAAUCCUCAGUGGCAAACACCGAUACGCUACCACCCUGAUGAACGCUCAGAAGAAAUCACGCUGAGUCAAAGCUUCGCUGUUAAUCUUCCCCUCUGUAGAAGGUCCCACGUCCGAUCCAAGGUGUCCUGGGUGUAAGGGGAGGAGACCUCAGAGUGGUACUGAGGGUUAAGCCGGGCGUACACUGUACAAUUUUAUUUUUUGCCCUUUUUGGGCCGAUGCUUCAGUCCUGCGAGAAUUUUUUUGGAUCGGGCCGAGUUUCAGCUGCAUCGUGUGUCCGGCGUCGUGUCGUAUACAGGCGGUAACGAGGGGCGAUUAGCCUCUCACGACCGCCAGGAAUUGCACGGUCGGAUGAAAAUCAAACAUGUUUGAAAUUCACUAUAAUCUAUAGUGAAUCUAUAGCAGCAGUUUGAUUAUUUCAGCUUUGUUUAAACGUCGUGUCAUUUAAUUUCCCUCUGUGUUGUAGAUUCAACCGUUGUUCCUGUGUAGCAGUAGAUCCAAAAUAAAAAAAAACCCAAAAACAAUUAGCUGAACCACUCCUUUCUCCUACAUCCAGCUGUGACUGCACUCACAGCAUGCACCUCUUUAACUAAGAGACUUCAGUUUUACUUUAUCAUCAUCAUCUCCAUAGCGAAGUGUCCAAACCUAGAUGGACGUGGAAACAGGCCAGAAACAGACAGAUGACAGAAGGAUGACCGGUAUCCAUCUGCUGUGGUUGAAUAUCUGGCACCACCCAUCUUCCUGUAAAGCUUGGUUACCAUGGAUACUGGACACAACCGGUGGAUGAUCAUUACUGUUUAUCAAGUUUACUUUACUGUUUACUGUUUUAUACAUCACUACUGGCUGCACAAUAAAUAAUA
Fundulus heteroclitus (mummichog) is the source of this 2365-nucleotide messenger RNA. It is a transcript of the gene mfsd2al2, whose product is annotated as major facilitator superfamily domain containing 2a-like 2. The transcript is spliced from 10 exons. Lineage: Eukaryota; Metazoa; Chordata; Actinopteri; Cyprinodontiformes; Fundulidae. The coding region runs from base 90 to 1643 and encodes 517 amino acids. Gene Ontology annotation, cellular component: membrane. Gene Ontology annotation, molecular function: symporter activity. The record is from RefSeq and is a predicted model, not a curated record. Gene Ontology annotation, biological process: carbohydrate transport.